CAGAAUAUUCCGGCGGCGGAAUUAUCCCCAGCUGAAACUAACAGUAGUCAAGUAGUGAUUCCGAUGCGGCCGCAUUACAUUCCGGGCCAUGGUAAUUACGCAACGAAACCCUACCCGCCUGGAUACCGGUUCGCGCCGAAAGACACAGAGCUGAUUGUCGAUUAUCUGCUGAAGCGGAUCCGAGACGAGUAUAUCCCCGUACCGGAAAUCAGCAACGUCAAUCUUUACCAGGCCAAUCCUCAGACACUGGGAGCUAUCUAUCCUAAACUUGGAGAAAAUGAGUGGUAUUAUUUUACGCCGAGGGACCGAAAGUACAAAAACGGGUCCCGCCCUAGUCGAUCUGCAGGCACCGGUUAUUGGAAAGCAACUGGUUCCGAUAAAUCUAUUUGUUCUUCCAACGGCGAAAUUGUUGGUUACAAGAAAUCGCUAGUCUUCUACGAAGGAAAACCGCCAGCUGGCACCAAGACUAACUGGAUCAUGCAUGAGUACAGAUCUAACGAACCCUCUCGAGCUCGACCUAGUACCGACAAACUUGACAUGAGGUUGGACGAUUUUGUGCUGUGCCGUGUGUACGAAAAAACGGGUGAACCGGCCGACAAUCCGGUCAAGGAAAAGAGUAACGCUCGUCGUGCGAAUAAGAAAGCUGUUGUGAAAGAAGUUGUUGUUGAAGAAGCUAACGAUAAAAAAGACGAGCAGCCACAACCCGAAGAAGUAGCUGCCUCGGAUUUGCGCAGUGAUAAUACUAGCCAUGAUGCGGCGGCAGCUCUAAACGAGGACCAUCGUUUCGAUUCCGAACUAUACAUUGCCAAAUUCGAUGUGUCUUCCGAAGAAUAUCAAUUUCCGGAAUUCGAACAAAUACUUUCAGAAGACGAAUUGUACCUUGAUUGGCUGCAACUCCAUAACAGCCCUGAUUUUAAUUCUCAGCAGGUGCACCUUGAUUGGCUGCAACUCCCUAACAGCCCUGAUUUUAAUUCUCAGCAGGUGCAUUGUAACGAUAUUUACGACGGGUCUCGUUUUUUUUCUUCUGACGGUGAUUUGAGCUCUACUUUUAAUCGGAGCAUGCCAAAUAAGCGGAAUUUGGACAGCAUGCAAAACAAUGGAAUUUCGGAGAGCAUGCAAAAUAAUUGGAAUCCGGGCAUCAUGCAAAAUAAUUGGAAUCCGGGCAGCAUGCAAAAUAAUUGGCAUCCGGGCAGCAUGCCAAGUAUCAUGCCAAAUAUUCCGCAUCCGGGCAGCAUGCCAAAUAUUCCGCAUCCGGGCAGCAUGCCAAAUCCACAUUACAAUUCAAACGAUCAUCGGGCGGCUUAUGCUAACCAUUUUCGACAACAUCGGGGGCAUAACUUUGGCAUGCAUGCGCAGAAUACGGGGAAUAUUGCCCCUCAAUUGCCAAAUAUUUACGGAGAAAACCUAAACGGGAAAAAUAUUCAACAUGGUCACUUAAGCAGCGGGGGCAACAACUUUGUUCCCCCGCCGGGGGUUGGUUCGACUACUUACAACACUGAUUAUCAUCCGAGGAAAAAAGCUCGAUCUAAUAGUGGUUUGGAGUUGAGGUAGUGCUUUAGGAACUAGUAGUUAGCGUUUUCGUUUUUUCGUUUUCGGGACUUUUUUUUCUUUCUGGAGUUUGUGACAACAUGUUGUUGUUGGUAUAUGUGAUGUAACUGGGAGGUUUGAGCAAAGUUCGAACUCCAUGCUCCCCAUAUUGUGGGGGAGAGAUUAAUACCAUUUACCUUAGUGAUUAAUAUUUUCAAGUAUAUUUA
Messenger RNA from Erythranthe guttata (spotted monkey flower), 1754 nucleotides. Lineage: Eukaryota; Viridiplantae; Streptophyta; Magnoliopsida; Lamiales; Phrymaceae. The record is from RefSeq and is a predicted model, not a curated record.